GCUGGUGGGCAAAUACAAGAGUGAUUCAUACACACAGAAAAUUGUAAAUCGUAAAUUGAUAAAGGCCGAGCUAUCUAUUUUUUUGCAAAAACAACUGCCAAACAUUAUUUGUCAUUUCAAUCAGUAGUAAAAAGCUUCAAACUGGGUAACGACAUGUCUACAUCUUCAAUGGAAAAACAUCUUUUCAAUUUAAAGUUUGCUGUGAAAGAGUUGGAACGCAAUUCGAAAAAAUGCGAAAAAGAGGAGAAACUGGAGAAAGCAAAAGCCAAGAAGGCCAUUCAGAAGGGCAACAUGGAUGUGGCACGGAUUCACGCUGAGAAUGCCAUACGGCAAAAGAACCAGGCCGUAAAUUACCUACGAAUGAGUGCACGUGUGGAUGCAGUCGCCAGUCGUGUACAAUCGGCGCUAACAACGCGCAAAGUAACUGGUUCAAUGGCUGGGGUCGUUAAGGCAAUGGAUGCUGCCAUGAAGGGCAUGAAUCUGGAGAAAAUCUCAUCUUUAAUGGAGAAAUUCGAAUCACAGUUCGAGGACUUGGAUGUACAAAGCUCUGUAAUGGAAGGCACCAUGUCUGAUACAGUGACCACAUCUGUACCUCAGGGUGAUGUUGAUAACCUAUUGCAGCAGGUGGCGGACGAGGCGGGACUCGAGCUCAACAUGGAGCUGCCCAGCGGAGUGCAGAGCACAACAAUUGGCGCCUCCACACAAGUCUCACAGGAGCAGGAUGAGCUGACACAGCGUCUAGCACGCCUGCGUCAGGCCGAAUAGGUGCCGAUGUAUUCCAACUCCAACAACAUCUCGAUCUAAGAUUACCCGAUGCCGUUGAAUUUCUUUGUUUUAGCUUUAUAUAAGUAAAAAUUCUAUAAAAUACAUGUAAUUAAACUACAACAAGGUGUAUUUAUAUAAGGUGACAUCUUUGUUGACAGCUGUGGUAGUUAAAUUUUCAAAAGUGCUCUCUCGCCUACAGAGAGAGAGGUACCUCAACGAGAUCAACUGUGUCAAGGACGCAACCUUAUAUAAAUACACCUUAAAGUACAACUUCUCAGCUUAUAAACUAAAUUAAUACC
Messenger RNA from Drosophila innubila, 1064 nucleotides. It is a transcript of the gene Chmp1, whose product is annotated as charged multivesicular body protein 1b. Gene Ontology annotation, cellular component: multivesicular body; ESCRT III complex. Gene Ontology annotation, biological process: endosome transport via multivesicular body sorting pathway; protein transport; late endosome to vacuole transport. The coding region runs from base 154 to 765 and encodes 203 amino acids. The record is from RefSeq and is a predicted model, not a curated record. NCBI's taxonomy places the organism in Eukaryota, Metazoa, Arthropoda, Insecta, Diptera, Drosophilidae. The transcript is spliced from 2 exons.